Molecule: messenger RNA, 3067 nt
Organism: Lampris incognitus (smalleye Pacific opah)
Lineage: Eukaryota; Metazoa; Chordata; Actinopteri; Lampriformes; Lampridae
Gene: gfap
Product: glial fibrillary acidic protein
Exons: 9
Coding region: 1-1362 (453 amino acids)
Biological process (GO): regulation of chaperone-mediated autophagy; intermediate filament organization
Cellular component (GO): intermediate filament; cytoplasm; cell projection
Molecular function (GO): structural constituent of cytoskeleton
Source: RefSeq, a predicted model, not a curated record
AUGGAGAGUCAGAGAGUUCAGUCCUCGUACAGGAAGCGUUUCGGGCCCCAGUACUCACCCGGCAUGGGUACAGGGCUCCGAAUUGGCAGCCUCCCCUCCAGCCGCCUUUCCUGGCAUGGAAGCCCUCGCCACGUAACCCACUCCAGCCCAGUGUCCCGGCUCUCCCUGGGCUCGGCCAGUGGAACCCUGAUCCUGGGGAGUCCUGCAGACCGACUGGACUUUUCAGCAGACUCCUUGAUGAAGGCCCAGUACAAGGAAACACGCACCAAUGAGAAGGUGGAGAUGAUGGGUCUCAACGAUCGCUUUGCCAGCUACAUCGAGAAGGUGCGCUUCCUGGAGCAGCAGAACAAGGUGCUGGUGGCAGAGGUGAACCAGAUGAAAGGGAAGGAGCCAAGCCGUCUGGGAGACAUCUACCAGGAGGAUCUCAGAGAGCUGCGCAGGCAGGUGGAUGGCCUCACCGCCGGCAAGGCCCGCCUGGAGAUCGAGAGGGACAACCUGGCUGGAGAUCUGGCCACCCUCAAGCAAAGAUUGCAAGAUGAGAUGGGCCUCCGGCAGGAUGCAGAGAAUAGCCUGAAUGCCUUCAGACAGGAUACAGAUGAGGCAGCGCUAAACCGUGUCCAGCUGGAAAGGAAGAUCGAUGCCAUGCAGGAUGAGAUCAAUUUCCUCAAGAAGAUUCAUGAGGAGGAACUGCGUGAACUUCAGGAGCAGGUACUGGCCCAGCAGGUCCAUGUGGAUCUGGAUGUGUCCAAGCCAGACCUGACAGCUGCUCUGAGGGACAUUAGGGUCCAGUAUGAAGCCGUGGCCACCUCAAAUAUGCAGGAGACAGAGGACUGGUACCGAUCCAAGUUUCUUGACCUGACGGAUGCAGCCAACCGCAAUGUGGAGGCAUUGCGCCAGGCGAAACAGGAGGCCAAUGAGUAUCGCCGUCAGAUCCAAGCAGUGACAUGUGACUUGGAAGCCCUCCGUGGGACGAAUGAGUCUCUGGAGCGACAGCUGCGUGAGAUGGAGGACCGCUUUGCCACAGACACGACUGCUUACCAGGACACUGUUAACCAUCUGGAGGAAGAUAUUCAAGCACUUAAGGAGGAAAUGGCUAGACACCUGCAGGAGUAUCAGGACCUCCUUAAUGUCAAACUGGCUCUGGAUAUUGAGAUUGCCACUUACAGGAAACUGCUGGAGGGAGAGGAAAGCAGGAUCACUGUUCCUGUCCAGAGCUUUUCCAACCUGCAGUUCAGAGAAACUGAUUUGGAAACAAAACCCCCCGGCGCCCACGUGAAGAGGAGUAUCCUGGUUCGAACCGUUGAGACUCGAGAUGGGGAGAUCAUUAAAGAAUCAACAACUGAGCACAAGGAUCUCCCUUAAUCUCCAGACCAACCCGCCUGGCCUGCUGCCGUCUUCUCUUCAGUCAUUCUUUAAGGAUUUAGGUGCUUACUACAACUUUUUCUUGUUUUCAGACCCCAAAGUUAAUUUUUCACACCGUUGCCUCAGAAUUUUUAUUCCCUUUAUGAUUACCCACCAGUCAGAUGCUUUACUAUGAUAUGACCACAGUCGAACCAUUGCCCUAGAGUCAAAAAGAUCCAUACUUUUUGUACAGCCGUUAUUAACUUAGGAAUAGAUUCUUGGCCAGUCACCAUAAAUGAUCAGUUGACCCUAUUCCAGUAACAGCAUAUUGUAAACAGGUAGCCUGCUUUAGUUUUAAACGAUGUUGUGACAGAUAGGAUUCUUAUCAAUGUCUUGGAAUAGUUGCCACAGAAAAGACCUUGAAAUGUUGUAGUUGUGUUCAGCUGGCGGUGGGCCGAAGUUCUGUGGUUGUUGUGUAUGUGUAAUGGGAGUCAGGAUGGUAUGUCGUUAUGGAUGAUCCUAUGAAUGUAAAAUUGGCACUUUUAGUAAAAUCGCAAGUGAUGUUAGACUGGCCUUACCCUCCCCCACUUCUAUUCAGUCACCUCUGUCCCCCAUUUGUAAAAAAAAAAAAAUCCCUCAUCACUUCAUCUCCACCCUCCAACAUCCUUAAUAUGAGCUGUUAUUCACUGUGUCCAUAUGAUAGCGCCAUUUUCCAAAUACAGUGCCCUCUUUGAUAAGUCAACCUCUUGUUUUGACACCGGAGCAGUGUUGGGCAUGGCCACUUGAGUUUCUGAGGUGACAGGGGACAUAGCAAAGGUGAGGAAGAGGAGUGCUGGGCAGCAGGGAUGUGACCUUUACCCCACAACCUCCAGUUCAAACCCCUCCUUGGCCAAACUGUGGAGUGUUGGAGUGAUAGUGCAGGGGGCCGCAGAGGCAGCAGAGGGUGUGGAAGAUAACGGUGUGCUGCUGCAGCUGCUGGGCUGAACUACACCUGUCUCCAUGACCAAAAGCUCUUUAUUAUGCCCCGAGGGGGGUAGAGAGGAGGUGGAGUGAUGGAUGUCAGUAUUCCACACACCCACUCCUCUUAAAACCCUGUUGAGUUGAACCUGCUGACAACCCCGUCGCUAAUUAAUAUUGCUUUGUUAAAGCAUCAGGAUGCUUAGUGCAUAUAGGAGUUUUGGCAAUGUGCACAGGCUUGCUUACUGAACUGAACUUAUUGGAGUAGGCCCAAUUCUGGGCACAGUAGCAACAAAUAUAUAUGCAUGACUGGCUGUGCUUGCAUGUGUGGAAGAAUCUCUGUUUCCAUCCCUAGUUCAUUGCAGAUGUUUUCAUGUCUGUGGUAAAGCUUGUGGUACGUGAAAAACCCAAAGCAGCUGCAAGUGUGCACGCUUUUCAGUGCAGCCGUACCUUCAAGUGUGAUUCAGUUUGCAGUAGUUUUGUUUAUGCAGCAUAUAUGUUAACGCCUCUAGACUCAUGUAAUGCUCUGCUGAGGACAAACUGAGAAUGCGUUCAUAUGUACCGUCCUCCUCCCUGUCCUGUUGUCUGUCCAUAUUAAACUGACUCUCGUAGUUUGACUUUAUUAUCGUACAUCUAUUUGUUCACACAGCUGGAUGACACUUCAUCAGACAAAUUUGCUAAAGUGAAGUGAAAUAUGAAUAUAACCUUAGCUUUUACUAACCAUAUAAACUACGUAACAAUUUUAACAUCAAUAAAAUAUUUUGUUUGU